AUGCCAGGGUUCCAGCCACGGUUAGCACUUACGAUGUGGUCGGUUGCAGAAACAGGAAGAGGAGAGAGUGUUUGUCGCGGGUGGGAGCGUGAGAGGGAGCGACAAAGGAGUGUGCAGGUUGCAGCCCUUGGUGCUAUUACCAACAUAGUAGUGGACUUUACACCAAAUAAGUCAACAAUCAUACAAUGUGGAGGCAUUAAAGAGCUUGUCCAUUUGACAAAGUCUAUGGAUUCGUCUUUAAGGUUGAAUGAUGUGUGGUCCUUGCGGAACAUGAUAUUUCUUGCGGAUAAGAUGUGCAAGGAAGCAAUUUUUAUGGAGUUGACUGCUUCUUCAGUAGCUACCCUUAUCUGUGAUCCUGAGCCUUCUUGCCGAUUACUGUUGAAUGCUUCCAACUUUGAGAUUAUUGCUGAAAUUAUUGUGGUUUGUGGGGUUGGAAAGCAUAGAAGUGAAAAAGGGGAAUCAUCAAUUAAAGCAUUGGGUCAGAAGAUGUUGAUGGAGAUGAAAAGUCCACUCAGGAUUGAUAAAAGGAAGAUGGAUGCUUUGUUGGUAAAGACAACAGGAAGCCGAGGAAAUUCAGGGCCUGUUUGUGGUUCUAAAAUAAAUGAGUUACCUAACAACCAUUCAUCAAACACACUGUCUAGGAGUGAAGUUAUUGCUUUCAAAUGGUAG
Molecule: messenger RNA, 669 nt
Organism: Vicia faba (fava bean)
Lineage: Eukaryota; Viridiplantae; Streptophyta; Magnoliopsida; Fabales; Fabaceae
Source: the annotation of a GenBank genome assembly